CCCCGCGCAUACGAUGAGCCCCAAGCAACCAAAACUUGGCCAGCGUGUUGAGGUAACGGGUAAAAAUCUCCAGGGCCGUGUGGCCUAUGUGGGACGAACGAAUUUCGCUGCCGGUCUGUGGUUUGGUGUGAUAUUGGACGAGCCGCUGGGCAAGAACAAUGGCACCCUUCAAGGCAGCACCUACUUCAAGUGUUCCCGCAAUUGUGGUCUGUUCGUGCGUGGCCAGCAGCUGCUGAGGAUUGGGGAGCAACCGAAAGAGCCAGAUAAUCAGAGAACCGAUGAAAUGCAACGCAACGAGGGGGUGGUGAGAGCCAAGCUGUUGCGCAGGAGUGUGGGCAGCUCUGUGGAGGAGCAGGACAACCAGCGAGAGCAGCUGGCAUCCACAACAUCUGGCAAAGUUAAAGCCCAUUCUAAUCCUCAAAGUAACUCCAACUCAGCCUCGCCUCAGCACAGGCCAAAGGUGGCUUCAGGACAAACCAAAAAGGACCAGGCGCUGGCCAAGACAUCGGGCAAGUUCUUGGCAGCACAACAGCAACCAUUGCAACUUCCCAAGAAUCAGAUGGAGAACCAGGAGGAGGAGAAAAAGCCAGCAGCAACAGCAGAGCUGCUGCCAGAGAAGUCCAGAGAGCUGGAGCCAGCAGUUAGUCAGCCAGUGCCAGACGAGGAGAAAGUAAAGCCUGUAGGAGGUGAACCGAAACCUACCCAGGAAGUGCAGCCAGCCUCCAAUCCGCUGCAAACCAGCACGCUUGGUCAGUUGCCAUUGCAGAAGGGCGACAGCGCAGCCGUUCAAUUGACGCCGCCGGCCAUGACCUGCAACCAGCGGCGUUCCACAUCGUACACCCAACUGAGACCCACUAGGAUCAGUCAGCCCAAGCCGACAACAGCUCAGGCACAGAGCUCCACAGCGCAGCUGACCCUCGCCAUGCCAGUGCCCCUGGCUCUGGCGCCGAAGCGCAGCAAGACAAGCAUCUGUCCCACGAGCUCUGUGAAGCGAGGGGCGCCUUCUGCCUUUGUGGAGCCCGGCUUUCUGGAGAUACUGCGACCACAGUUUAUCCCGGGUCCGGCAUUUCGGACGCCCAGCACAAUGGCACUGCCGCCGCCGCCACAGCCGCCGCCUGUGGACAAUCCGGAGCUGCGACAGCUGCGCGAGGAACUGCAGCUGUUGAGGGGACAAAAGAGCGAGGACAAGUUGAGGCUGCUCGAACUGGAGCGGACGCGCAUACAGAACGAACAGCUGUUGGAGUUCAAGGCUCAGAUUAUGGCGCAGCAUGUGCUGCUCCAACGAGAGCUGCAGCGAUCGCGUCAUGAGCUGCGCGAGACGCAGGACACGGUCUCCAAGUACAAGCGGGAACUGGACGAGGUGGCCGAGAGCAUAGAGCUGCUGACGCUGGACAAAGAGAUGGCCGAGGAGCGCAUGGAAACGCUGCAAAUGGAGCUGGAGAUGGCGCAGGAGCGCAACGACGAACUGAAUCUGGACGUGGAGAUCCUCAAGGCGGAGCAGGACGAGCAUCAGGGUCAGCGCAUCGAGAAGACUGAGAAACAGACGGCAGUCGGCGCAACUGCCCAGUCCGCAGGCGAAUUCCUGCGUCUGGAGCAAUACAAUCAGCGGCUGCGCGAGACUGUGGUGCGGCUGAGGGAUACCCUCGCCCAGGAGAAGCAGCAGGCGCAGCGAUCGCACAAGGAACUGGAGACAAAGCACUCGGAAAUAAACGAGCUGAAGAGCAUCAAGGAGCUGCUGAGUCGACGCGUCGACCACAUGGAGGUACAGCUUAUGGACCUGAAGGAGCAGGUGGAUGCCUCUCUGGGUGCCGAGUCCAUGGUCACACAAUUGGCCAGCCUCAAGCUGGAGCUGGAAGAUCGUGUCAAGCUGCUGGAGGAUGAAGUCAACGAGCUCGAGGCCCUCGAACAGAUCCAGGAGCAGCUCAUCGAAAGCAACCAGGAACUGGAGACGGAUCUGCGCGAGGAAAUCGACAAGCUGGGCGGUCAGGUGAAGAUUCUCGACCAGCAAAAGCACGCCGCCAUGGAGAGCCUCUACGAUCGCGAUGUGACCAUUAUGAAGUUCCGAGAUCUGGUCCGACAGCUCCAGGAACAGCUACAACUGAGGGCCGACGGCACGCUGUCCAUCGAGGACUUUAGCAGCGCCAACGAGUCGCAGCAGGAGGAGGGCUCGAAUCAGAGCCAAAACGACUACCAGCACAUCUUCAGCGUGAGCAAGGCCUACGGACGGGCACUCGAGCAGCAGCUGAAGGCCGUGGAGUUGCGUUUGCAGGGUCAGCACUUGGAUCACGUCCUGGCCUUUGUGCCCGAACAGUUUCUACUGCGUGGCGGGGAGCAUGAUGUCGUGCUGGUCAUGCUGCUGCUGGAGCGAAUGAACGAGAAGCUGACCAUCGUCUGCCAGGCGAUCAAUGAGAAGUUUCCCACGGCCUGUGAGUUUGGUCGCGAUGCCAUCUUCGAGGGCUACUCUGUUCAGCGUUUCAUCUUCCGCUCGCAGAGCAUCUACCUGCUGAAGAGCCUUCAGGUGGUGCUGCAGCAGUUCCGCCACGGGCUCAACCAUUGCGACUAUGAGCUAUGCACCCAUGCGGCCAUCUACCGCAGUGACUUGGAGACGCAGGAGCAGCAGCUGGACGAGUUUGUGCGGCUCCUGAAGACGGGCCAACUGGAUGAGCACACCAAGUGCGAGCCCAUACAGCGAGUGCUGCACUAUGUGAAUGCGCUGCAUCAGAACUUGAUGCCGCCGCAGGCUCUGGUGGAGCUGCUGGACGAACAGCAGCUGUAUGCGGCACUGAUUGAGGUGUACGAGGCGGGGCUGGAUGCGGUGAAUGCGAAUGCGGGACUGAUGCACACGAUCAUCCAGCUGGGGCACGAGCAGACCGCCUCGUUCCAGUGCAUGCAGCUGCUGAUGGAGCAGAGUUGCAGCCAAAAGCAAAAGCUGAAGAAGCUGCAGCGGAAGCUGAGUGGCAGCAAGACGGCCGCCUGGACGGGCAUGCAGUGUGCGCGGUAUCAGCGCAUUUUGGAGGCGAACGAGGCUCUCGGCGCACUGAUCACCAUACUGGGGGCGACAGCGCGCGAGGCCAGCAAGGAGUCGAAUGGGGGAAUAGCCCACGAGAAGCUCUGGCGGAUGCUGGUGCUCAACUACAAUAGGUUUGCCCCCACUCAGGAGGCAGACGAGCUGAAGGAAGUGGAUGCCUACAGUCAGCGUUGCAUGCAACUGCUGGAGGAGCAGCUGGACGAGCUCUGUGCCCUGCUAGAGUCCACGGAUGUGAACACGGAGUAUGUGCGUCACCCGGCCACCAAUACGCUGCAGGAGCGAGCCGCCCAGGUGAAGCGCCACUACGAGGAUGUCAAGAGCUUCGAGCUGACGGUGGGGGAGCGCGACAAGGAGAUCAAGGCCCUCAAGUACACGGCCAAGCUGAAGCAGCAGGACUACUCGGAGCUGCAGAUACGCAAGGAGAUGGCCGAGAAGCAGCUGAGCAAGCAGUGCCAACUGCUCACUGGCAUAGCCGAGGCCGCCGAACAGUUGGAUCAGUGCAUGAUGUCGAAAGAGGCGGCCCUCAAUCAGACCAUCAAUAUGCUGACCGAAAAGAUUGCGACCCUGGAGCAGGCCCAGCAGCACUGGCGGGAACAGCAGCAGGUGGACACUGCCUGUGUGACGAGCUGCACUCUGAGCAGCAACCGGGAACUUAACAUGCUGCAUCGUGCUCUGCGGCAGGAGCGGCAGCUGCGGGUGCAACUUCAAGGCAGUGAAAUGCGCAAGACUUUUGCCUCACUGGAGCCGUUGCAUGUGCCUCAGGCGAGCAGCAGCAGCAGCAGCAGCCAGCUGAUGAUCCUAGAGAAGGAUCUGCGCUCGUUGAAGAAUCAGUGGCUGUUGGCGCAUCUCGAGCUGGGUCCCAACGGCAGCCGGAGGCGCAGUGAAAUCGAACAACAGGGCAGCCGCAUUCUGCGACAAAUCUUCCAGACAUAUUGCACGCAGCAUCCCCAUCGGGCCAAGGAUACGGACUUUGGACUGUUCAUUAGCGAGGAUAUGCGUCGAGCAUUUGGGCCCAGUUUCUAAACACACACAAAAAUACGCAAACAAACAAACAGACAAACAAACAAACAAACAAACAAACAAACAGACUCUAGUAUUCCAAUUCAGUUUCGAGCAUAAAAAAGGUACAUGUGAUUUGCUGCUUAUAUAUACAAAAA
Molecule: messenger RNA, 4185 nt
Organism: Drosophila obscura
Lineage: Eukaryota; Metazoa; Arthropoda; Insecta; Diptera; Drosophilidae
Product: dynactin subunit 1
Biological process (GO): nuclear migration involved in conjugation with cellular fusion; establishment of mitotic spindle orientation
Cellular component (GO): microtubule associated complex; cell tip; spindle
Source: RefSeq, a predicted model, not a curated record